Messenger RNA from Andrographis paniculata, 1394 nucleotides. RefSeq lists its product as uncharacterized. Lineage: Eukaryota; Viridiplantae; Streptophyta; Magnoliopsida; Lamiales; Acanthaceae. The record is from RefSeq and is a predicted model, not a curated record. The transcript is spliced from 2 exons. The coding region runs from base 311 to 1231 and encodes 306 amino acids.
GAGUGACAAAUUAAUGAUAUUUUAAAUUAAAAAGUAAUAAUUUGUGAUAGAUUAUAUAUGUAUAUAUACGUGUGUGUUUUUAUUGUAAGUUACACUAAAAAUUGUUCAAAAGCAAGUUUCUUUAUUAAUUUUAUUUUUUAAAUAAAUAUUUUAUUAUAUCAAUGACAACUGUUACUAUUUUCCCACGUUAUAAAAAGAUUAAAAAAAAAAUGCGUAUAUAUAUACAAAUUAGUAUAUCUGGGAAUAUGAAAAGCAAAUGCUCUACAGCGGUAGCUUUUGUACGGAGGAGUGGCUGUGAAACCAUGCAACAAUGGCGCUGAAGUUGUGUUCCCGCCUUCUCCGCAUCGCAAAGUCUCCAUAUCCAGUCAAAGAAUCGCUAUAUUUUUGGCACUCUCGAUGUCUGGGAUGCUCUUGCCCAAUCUCACAAGCUCUCCGUUCGUAUUCCCGCGACAGGCGCCAGAGCUACGAUUUGUUCGGGGGUAGAGUUCCGAAAUCAAAUGAGUUCAAAAGGGAGUGGGCCAAACAAAUGGAAGACGACGAGGAUCAUCUCUGGACAGGCAGCGAAGACGAAGACGACACCGAUGCAGAGCGGGAUGAUCAAAGUAAGCUCAAGAAAGAGAUCAAAAAGGCCAAGCAGCGGGCAAAGCACCGUUCCGAUCGCAUUGAUGCAGAUGACAGUGAUGAACUGUACAGCAUUUGGUCCGGAAGCGAUGAGGAGAAGACCCUCUGGACUGGCGACGAAGGAGACGAUGAAGAUGACGUGCCUACAGAGCCUUUCCCCAAUGAGAGAAGCGAUGAAUACAUUGAUAAGUUGUUUGAGUUUGAUGAGAAGCCUAGAUAUCGAACGCUCUCGCAAGCAAUGAAAGACGAGGAGGAGCCGGAGGAGUUAUCUCCCGGAAAGCAAGCUCGAAAACUUGCUGUGCAGAAUGCUCUUAAGAAACUCAAGAAAGGGCCUGACGGGCGAUACACAAAUGUGUGGGAGGUCAUGAGUGAUUUGGAUAUUUUAGUUGGAGCUUUUGAGAACAUUAUAUCUGGUCCAGAAUAUGAAGAGCUUAGGCAAGGCGGGCCGAAGAGAUUGAACAUGGAAUUUUUCAAGGACAUUCAAGCUCGUAUGAGAGAUCCAAACUACAAAUUCUCCCCUGAAAUUAAGUUAAAACCAAAGAACAAGGUGGUGUCUAGAAAAAAGUGGCAGAAAGCAGAAUCGAGGCGUAGGAAGGCACGAAAGCGGUAACAUCGAUAUACCUUUUCAUUUCUAUGUCCCUGUAAUUUUAUGAUCUUCUAGAUUUAUUUUCGAUGCAUCUUAGAACUUAUUGUUUUCGGUUUGAAAUCUAUUUAUAGAAUACAUUUGAAAAUGAAAUUAUGCAUUUACAAAUCGAUGGCUUUGUUUCUGAAAU